Heteronotia binoei (common prickly gecko) is the source of this 2870-nucleotide messenger RNA. RefSeq names its product centrosomal protein 76 (gene CEP76). The record is from RefSeq and is a predicted model, not a curated record. NCBI's taxonomy places the organism in Eukaryota, Metazoa, Chordata, Lepidosauria, Squamata, Gekkonidae. The coding region runs from base 355 to 2343 and encodes 662 amino acids. The transcript is spliced from 12 exons.
UUUGUUGCCCUUGUUUUUUAACGAAGCCAGGAGAAUACCCUCGAGUUGGGAAAGUUGGCUGCGCUGUUUGCCAGCCGUCUCUCUGGCAGGCCACUGUAUAUAUCAGCCCUGGGGGCUUAAACCAAUUGGGGAGGCAGUUGAGCUGGACGCCUAGUGGCCGGCAGUGGGCUAGGCGCUGGUUGGUUGGAGAUUGAGCCAAUGGGAGCUCAGCAAAAGCUAGGAAGAGAUUCAGGCGGGUGACUGAGCGGGAGGCGGCUUAGUAUCGGGAUCCUGAUGUGAAAUCUCUGGCUUUGUUUCGGGGAGACUCUAGUUUCUGCCCUGUAUAGCAGUAAGUCCAGCACUAGUUCCCGCGCUAUGUCGCUGCCUCCAGAGAAAGCCUCUGAACUGAAGCAGAUCAUUCAUCAGCAGCUGACCAAGAUGGAUGUCCACAGCAGGAUCCGAGAAGUUCUUGCUGAAACAAUACAUGAAGAACUAGCACCGCAGCAUCAACAGUUGUCUGAAGAAGAUUUGAUAAAAGCCCUAAUACGGCGAGGUAUAAUUGAUGAUGUUGUGAAUGAACUCAAUUUCAUGACUAAUAUGAAUGACAGAGAAGUUACUUCAACUCCAAAACCUUCUACACAUUUUGUUGAUCGCCAGCCGCCUGUACUGAAAAAAACUAAUAUUGAUCCAACACGAAGAUAUCUAUACCUUCAGGUUUUGGGUGGGAAAGCUUUUUUGGAACAUUUGCAGGAACCUGAGCCUUUACCUGGUCAAAUUUGCUCCACAUUUACUCUCUGCUUACAUUUUCGAAAUCAACGCUUCCGCUCUAAACCUGUUCCAUGUGCAUGUGAGCCUGAUUUCAGUGAUGGCUUUCUACUCGAAGUAUACAAAGAUAGUCUAGGUGAGGGAAGCAAAAUGGCGGAUGCAACUACUAUGCUGUCAAUAUGUGAUCCAGUGCAUAUUGUUUUGAUCAAGACAGAUACAUCUGGUGAGAUCACAUUAGUAGCAUCCUAUUUUUUAGAAUGGCGGUCUGUCCUUAGUGCAGAAAACAGCAUAACAACAGUUCCUCUUGAACUUUCUGGUGUAGGUACAGAAUCAAACGUUUCUGUUGGAGUACUUGACAUCAAACUUGAAAUGUACCCAAAGCUAAAUAAGACUCUUUCUCAGGAAAUAGUUAAUACUCAAUUUGCUUUAGAACGGCAAAAGACAGCAGAAAAAGAACGUUUGUUUCUUGUAUAUGCUAAGCAGUGGUGGAGAGAAUUCCUGCAGAUAAGGCCUUCUCACAACACAAGACUGGUGAAAAUUUUUGCACAGGAUGAAAAUGGAGUAAACAGACCAGUAUGCUCAUAUGUCCGACCACUUCGAGCAGGUCGACUAUUGGACACGCCCAGACAAGCUGCAAGAUUUAUUAGUGUACUUGGGUAUGCAAGAGCCCCUGUCAUUGGUGGAGGAGGUGGUAAACAAGAACAGUGGUGUACUCUUCUGGCUUUUUUGUGUAGAAACAAGGGUGACUGUGAAGAUCAUGCUAACCUUCUAUGCAGUCUUCUACUGGGAUUUGGACUAGAAGCUUUUGUAUGUGUAGGAACCAAAGCUAAAAGAGUUCCUCAUGCAUGGGUAAUGACUUACGGGAUUGAUGGAACAGUAACGUUCUGGGAGAGCUUAACAGGACAUAGAUACAUCCACAAUCCCAUUAAGCCUGAUGACCCGCCAGCUGUUGAGCAACCCAAGCCUCUAUAUCCCUAUCGAACAAUUGGAUGUGUCUUCAAUCAUCAAAAGUUUCUGGCAAACUGCCAGCCUUCUGAGGCAAUAGAAGUUUGCAUCUUUGACCUGCAUGAUGAAUCCAAAUGGAAACCAAUGAGUGGAGAAGCAAUCAAAUCUGUCUGUUCCCCAGGUGCCACAACAGCUCUUCCACCUUUUCCUCCUCUGUGUGCUUCUAUGAUAGAUGCUGCAACAACAAGCAAUGAACUGGAAUUACAGCUGAGAGUACUGGUGGCAGAACACAGGAAGGAUCUUGGUUUUGCAACAGUUUGGGAUGAUCAGCUAUCGUAUCUCUUGUCACCAGCCUUGGCAGCCUAUGAACUUGAGCGUACCACAGGCAUUUCUUCAGGAAAUGAAGAGUUUCAAGAUGCCAUCAGGAGAGCAGUACCUGAUGGUCACACGUUCAAGGGAUUUCCCAUUCAUUUUGUAUACAGAAAUGCAAGGAGAGCCUUUGCUACCUGCCUUCGAUCUCCAUUCUGUGAAGAAAUAGUGUGCUGCAGAGGAGACCAAGUGCGGCUUGCGGUUCGUGUCCGAGUAUUUGUGUAUCCUGAAUCUGCGUGUGCUGUUUGGAUUAUGUUUGCUUGCAAAUACCGUAGCAUACUCUAAAAAACAUUUGCACUUUUAUACUAAAAUCUCCGCUUACUAUUAAGCAAAUGAACUACUGGGAACAGAGACAUGUACAGCACUGAUUGUAAGCACUUGUCCUUUCGUGAAGAUCCUGAACAUCUAUCUGGAAGCAAGUAUUAUUGAUUUAAGUGGAACUUAUUUCUUAGUUUGUUCAGAAUCAUAAGCUUAGUGCCAAUACAAAUGUACAAUGUUAAAAUAAUAUUCCGGAAUACAGAAUAAUAUUCCAGAAUCACUUGGAUAAAGGCUACCACGACAAUAAGCUUAAACAUUGCCGUGUGAUUGUACUAAAGGAUUAUGGCAAAAAAUGUUUGUAUAAUAUGUAAUUAAUGUAUUAUAAAUAUUUUUAUCAUAGUAUACCAUAGGUUUUUGAACAAUACUAAAGACAUGUGAAAGUUUAAAUUGAUGUCCAAAUAUCUUUUAAUUUCCACAGCUCCAGAGUAGACAAUGUCAGGCUUUGUUAAUAAACAUUUUGAAUUGUAGUGCAAUAAUAAAGUUGGAAGAACAAA